Messenger RNA from Botrytis deweyae, 1278 nucleotides. RefSeq lists its product as uncharacterized. Lineage: Eukaryota; Fungi; Ascomycota; Leotiomycetes; Helotiales; Sclerotiniaceae. Bases 1 to 1278 code for a protein of 425 amino acids. The record is from RefSeq and is a predicted model, not a curated record. The transcript has 2 exons.
AUGUCGGACUUCCCGCCAUCGUUUGGUCGAGGAAACAUCUUUUCAGGCGGUCCUAGCAAGAACAGUACAACAACCGAUCCAUCUAAACCCCCUCGCUCAAUACAACCAACUUCAUCAACUGGUCUUGCAGAGGAAAUCAUGAAUGCGACCAUGGAGGGUGCAAGAAAUGCGUUAGAGCCAAGCAAGACUUCGGGUGAUACUAGCGAUAUAUCUUUUGACACUCACUAUUACUGCGAUACAGAAACUUCCGAGGAGGAAUACAGCACCAUGACAACCGACACAGAGAUCGAAGCUCCACCUCCACCAUCACGAGGUCUUCUCCCCAGCGAACAACCCCUUAUCCCCUUCGUUCCCGCUCGAUUGAAGAAAGGCGAACGAGCCAUGAUCACACCAGAGAUCCAAGCUCUACUCAACGCAGCCGGAGUACAACCCAACCCCAAAUACGAGGGUGAAAUCACCGCCGAAGUUCUGAACGACUUGUUGACUCCAGCUCAGGAAAACUGCGCACUACACAUCACGAAUAUCCACCCCAAAGCUGAGAUGGCGGAUCUCUUCUCCACGAUUCACCACGGGAAAGUGUAUUCUGUUGCGUGGAACGCACCGAAUGAAGAGUGGACCCAUGCAGCUGCACGACUUUGCUUUUGCGCACGCGAAGCUGCAGAAAGAUAUCUCGCGGAUGGUGGGACAGGUGAUGGGAUCCAAAUUCUCGGGCAGCGAAUCACAGUAGAAUGGAACAGAAAUAGAAAGUGUCCUGUUCCAGAAGAUGAAAGCCAUCAAUCUCGCGUGGUACAACUUCGCGGUCCACGAUCUUUCGGGUUCUCCGCUCAAGAUCUUUUAGAUUUUUUCGGCAAAGAUAUGAAAUUGUUCAUCAUCUCCCGAAAGGAAUGGGAUCACAAGACUGAUCAAAAGGUCGUAGAGUUAGCUUUUUGCGGCAUCAAAGCUCAGUCGAGAAUGGCAUUCCGCUGCUUCAAGCAGAAAGUCGCGGCACAAGGAUUAGGAGAGCAGUUCGACAUCCGAUUUGCCGCUGAUCCAUGUGAUCCAAGUGCGGCUCAAGGCAGAGACAUGUUCAUGCCUCGACCACGUACACGUCAAGUCACACCACCGCCACCACCACCACCACAACCUCGCACACUGGAUAGUAUUCGUACAUCCAGUUGGCGUUCUGGGACAUUUUCCGGACCAAAUCGAAAUGGAAAUACAAACUCCGCACAACGAGCUGGACCAAAGUAUGAGAAGGGCACCGGCCCAGAUGCAAAGUAUUGGAGACGUACUGAGUGA